AGAAGAAGGACUUCCGCUGGCGGUGCUAAUGUUAGCUUGAAGCUAGGUUAGCAUUAACGUUGUAUUUCAAAGUGUAGCCUCCUUUCUAGUUGUUGCCAUGAAUUAAGACUAAACUGCCGGUUCCGUUAAACGUCUGGCGGCCGGUCGGACAGAGAGGUGUCAGACAUGUAUACCUCGGGGAAAUACAGCUCCCGGGGCCCGGCUCUCAUCCCGCGGAUGAAAACCAAGCACCGCAUCUACUACAUCACUCUCUUCUCUGUGGUGCUGCUGGGACUAAUCGCCACCGGGAUGUUUCAGUUCUGGCCUCACUCCAUUGAGUCGACAGCUGACUGGACCCUGGAUAAACGCAGUGUUCAUGACGCUCCUUUGAUCAGACUGCCUGUCUCCAGUCCCAUCCCUGAGAGAGGCGACCUCAGCUGUCGCAUGCACACGUGUUUUGAUGUAUACAGAUGUGGCUACAAUCCUAAGAACAGAAUAAAGGUCUACAUCUACCCUCUGCAGAGGUUUGUGGAUGAAUUAGGAGUUCCCAUCAGCAGCACUGGACUGUCUCGAGAAUAUAACGACCUGCUCAGUGCCAUCUCGGACAGUGAUUUUUACACUGAUGACAUCACCAGGGCUUGUCUUUUUAUCCCGUCUAUUGAUGUGCUGAAUCAGAACUCCCUGCGGAUCAGAGAGACUGCCCAGGCUCUAGCGAUGCUACCCAGAUGGGACAAAGGGAUGAAUCAUCUACUUUUCAACAUGUUACCUGGAGGCCCUCCUGAUUACAAUACUGCCUUGGAUGUGCCCAGAGACAGGGCGCUGCUGGCUGGAGGCGGUUUCUCUACAUGGACAUACAGACAGGGUUAUGAUGUCAGCAUCCCAGUUUACAGUCCCCUUUCUGCAGAUGUUGAGCAGCCUGAGAAACAGCCUGGGCCACGGCGCUACUUUAUCCUGUCUUCUCAAACUGCCAUUCACCGAGAGUAUCGUGCUGAACUGGAGCGUUUGAAGGAAGAAAAUGGAGAAGCGCUGCUCCUACUGGACAAGUGUAGCAACCUCUCCCAGGGUGCUGCCUCAGCACGAAAACGAUGCUACAAAGGCCAGGUGUAUGACUACCCACAGAUCCUGCAGGAGUCUUCAUUCUGUGUAGUGUUGCGAGGGGCACGUCUGGGUCAGGCCGCCCUCAGUGAUGUGCUGCAGGCUGGCUGUGUCCCCGUCAUCCUGGCUGACUCCUACAUUCUGCCAUUCUCUGAAGUACUUGACUGGAAAAGGGCAUCUGUGGUUAUUCCAGAGGAGAAGCUGUCAGAGAUGUACACCAUCCUAAAGAGUAUUCCUCAUAGACAAGUUGAAGAAAUGCAAAGACAGGCACACUGGUUCUGGGAGGCCUACUUCAGCUCCAUGAAGGCUAUUGGCUUGACGACGCUCCAGAUCAUCAAUGACCGCAUUUACCCAUAUGCUGCCCGCACUUACGAACAGUGGAACAAUCCACCUGUAGUGAAAUGGUCCAGUGUCAACAGCCCUCUGUUCUUGCCACUUAUACCACCAAGGGCUCCAGGGUUCACAGCAGUGGUACUAACCUACGAUCGUGUUGAGAGUCUUUUCCGGGUGAUCACAGAAAUCUCCAAAGUGCCAAGCUUGGCAAAACUCUUGGUGGUGUGGAAUAACCAGAACAAGAGUCCUCCUGAAGAGUCUCUUUGGCCAAAGAUCGGCGUCCCUCUCAAAGUUGUGCGAACCAAAGAGAACAAGCUGAGUAAUCGCUUCUUCCCCUAUGAUGAAAUCGAGACAGAAGCUGUGCUAGCCAUCGAUGAUGAUAUCAUUAUGCUGACAUCCGAUGAACUGCAGUUUGGCUACGAGGUAUGGAGAGAGUUCCCAGACAGGCUGGUGGGCUACCCAGGGCGGCUGCACCUCUGGGACCAUGAAAUGGGGAAGUGGAAGUAUGAGUCGGAGUGGACCAAUGAAGUCUCCAUGGUUCUAACUGGAGCUGCCUUCUACCACAAGUAUUUCAACUAUUUGUACACAUACAAGAUGCCAGGAGACAUCAAGAACUGGGUGGAUGCUCACAUGAACUGUGAAGAUAUUGCAAUGAACUUCCUAGUGGCGAACAUCACAGGCAAAGCCCCGAUAAAGGUGACCCCCAGGAAAAAGUUCAAGUGCCCUGAAUGUACUGCAAUUGAUGGACUGUCCCUAGACCAGACGCACAUGGUGGAGAGAUCUGAGUGCAUCAACAAAUUUGCAUCGGUUUUUGGAACAAUGCCUCUGAAGGUGGUGGAACACCGUGCAGACCCAGUGCUCUAUAAAGACGACUUUCCAGAGAAGCUCAAGAGCUUCCCCAACAUUGGCAGCCUCUGAUCAGCCUGUAACAGAUGUUUGGGCCUCCUCACUGCCUCAGCACUUCAACACUUGUCACCAACAUUGUCUUUUAUAUCAAGAUGUCAGUAUUCAGACUAAAGUGGUUCGUGCUCACGUGCACUCUCAGUUCAUGUGACUUCCUGGAGAUUUUAUUGAGUUUGAUAAGAGCAAAUUGUUUAUUUGGCUUAAAGGUAUUGUCCAACAUUUACCAAUUGUAGUUCAUAGGAUAAUGUCACCUGAACUACCGCUGAGGGUCACCCUGGGUCUGAUCGUUGAUGGACAGGCUGACUGACUGGAGGCUUGUGGUCCGUCACUCUCACUGUUUUGGAGCAGGAUACUUUGGGCUCCAGCUGCUCUGGAAUCAGCGUAUACAGUGUAUAUAUUUGUAUUUUGCAGCAGUGCUGUAUGAUAGUUAUAAUUUAUGAUGCUCCAACUAGAAUUUUAUUUUCUUCUCUCUCCCCCCCCCUUUUUAAAAGCUGACAUGUAUAAUUUUAGCUGUACUAUAUUAAAAGAAAAAAGUAAUAAAUAUGUAACUUAGAUGAUAUAUAGUAAAUGGUUCACUGACAUCUAUUAAGACUUUAUUCGACACUUAAUUGAAUGUGAUCGCACACAGAUGAUGUACAGUAAAUAUGUUGUGUUUCACAUGAUCAGAUUGGACCAUUAGACAAAGCUGGUACCAUAAAUCUAAUAUUUAGAGUGAGUAACUGCUGAUUUUGAAAGUGAUGCUGAGCUACUGGAACAUCUUGAAUUGUAAUUUUAUACUGCCUGACCAAGCCUUUCCUUGUGUGUGUGAAAAGCAGUGCUGCUUAUUGAAGCAUCUACUAGGUCAUUUUCUGAGUUAUGUGUUUGGCCGCUACAUAAGCAAAAGCAGUAAUGAAUUGCUUGCCAUACAUUUGAAGACACACUGCACAGUGUAACAGACAAUUCCAGUAUCCACAUUUUUUUUCAAAACAGGUGCUGUGGAUGCUUUGUUUUUUUAUUUUUUUCCAUUUUACCUGUCUUGUGCUUUUUAUCUCUAGUUGUCACAGCUCCAGUAUUUAUGCUGUAACUUUAAGAACAGUGCAGUCUUCAAGAUGUUAUCAUUGCCUUGUGAUGUUUUUAUUUGCCUUUCUUAUUGUUUUCACAAGGACAGUGAAAUUCUUCCAAUUUUUUGACUGAGUUUAUGCAUCUAAAUGUAUAUAUGACUUUGUAAUACAUAAUAAGUAAAGACCACAGUAACGUG
Amphiprion ocellaris (clown anemonefish) is the source of this 3547-nucleotide messenger RNA. RefSeq names its product exostosin glycosyltransferase 2 (gene ext2). Gene Ontology annotation, cellular component: membrane. The record is from RefSeq and is a predicted model, not a curated record. Bases 166 to 2325 code for a protein of 719 amino acids. Gene Ontology annotation, molecular function: glycosyltransferase activity. Lineage: Eukaryota; Metazoa; Chordata; Actinopteri; Pomacentridae. The transcript has 15 exons.